Molecule: messenger RNA, 2687 nt
Organism: Lycium ferocissimum
Lineage: Eukaryota; Viridiplantae; Streptophyta; Magnoliopsida; Solanales; Solanaceae
Product: secreted RxLR effector protein 161-like
Exons: 1
Coding region: 1103-1723 (206 amino acids)
Source: RefSeq, a predicted model, not a curated record
AUAAUCUCAUAUAUCCUAGACAAUAACUCCAGUGUCUACAAUUGAACAACUAACACCUAACGAUUCUCAAUGUACAAAACUACGAGGUGUAACAAAUUAUGACAUGUUUUAUCUAUUUAUUCAUUCACAUGAUCAUUGAUUGCUUAAGUAUAAAUGAUUAAAGAAGUUAAAAUUGGCUAGUGAUUAAUGGGUUAACGGGUGAGGGUUCGCCUACUAGUGAUACUAAGGUAGGUGCCCGCACGAUCGGUUACUUGGGUCGUGACAGUAAUGGUGCCUUUAACCGAAUUCCAAAAUAAGAAAAGCUGGUGAAAUACAAUAUUUGCAUUUUGCGUAACCUAUUUUGUAUAAUCAUCACUUACUUUGAAAUGAAACCUUGCCUUGAUAUAAUGCAUAUAAAUCUGCACAUUAAAAACUACUAGUAGUUUGUCUUUUUCCACUCCAUAUCAGUGAUACAAAUUUUAAAGCAAAAAGGUACUUUGUAAAGCUUAUCUACAAACUAGUAAUUGAAAUCCUAGAUGAAACUUUUCCCUUCCCUGUCGGUCCUGCCUCUCCCCAAAUUACAUUCCUGCAACUUUUACCUAAACAUAAUUUUUAAACUUUUGGAACUCCACACGUUGAAGUAACAUUUGUAUGCAUUAUACUUUACUUAAUGUGCUGUUGAUGUAUAUAUUGGAACAUAUAACAUAUGAAAAUUCUUGGAGGGUUUAAAAUGCCUGAAGCAAUUAGUUCAAAGUCUCAAGAAAUGUAUUCAAUCAAAUUACAAAGAUCAUUAUAUGGUCUGAAAUAAUCAAGGGGCAUGUGGUACAAUCGCCUCAGUGAGUACUUGGUAAAUGAAGGUUAUAUAAAUGAUGCCAUUUGUCCAUGUGUGUUUAUUAAGAAAACAAAAUUAGAGUUUGUUAUACUUGCUGUUUAUGUUGACGACAUAAAUCUCAUUGGAACUCCCGAAGAGCUCCAAAAAGCAAUUGAAUAUUUCAAGAAAGAAUUUGAAAUGAAAGAUUUUUGAAAGACAAACUUUGUCUUGGUCUACAAAUUGAACAUUUGGCAAACAGGAUCUUUAUCCAUCAAUCUGCCUAUACCGACAAAGUUUUAAAAACGGUUUUACAUGGACAAUGCGCAUCCUUUAAGUACUCCAAUGGUUAUUCACUCGCUUGAAACGAGUAAAGAUCCAUUCCGACCCCAGAAAGAAAAUAAAGAGCUUUUUGGUCCUGAAGUACCAUAUCUUAGUGCAAUAGGUGCACUUAUGUAUCUUGCGAACGCUACAAGACCUGACAUAGCGUUCUCUGUUAAUUUGCUAGCAAGAUAUAGCUCUUUUCCCACACGAAGACAUGGGAACAGAAUCAAGCAUAUACUGCAAUAUAUGAAGGGAACUAUUGACAUGGGUCUGUUUUAUGCUAACAAUGGUAGUGCGGAUCUUGUUGGUUAUGCAUAUGCAGGUUAUUUAUCUGAUCCCCAUAAAGCUCGAUCUCAAACAGGCUAUCUGUUUACAUGCGGAGGUACUGCUAUAUCAUGGCGAUCUACAAAGCAAUCCAUUGUUGCUACUUCUUCGAAUCAUGCCGAGAUAAUAGCUAUUCAUGAAGCAAGUAGAGAAUGUGUGUGGUUGAGAUCAGUGACACAUUUCAUCAAAGAAAGAUGUGGUUUAAAGCGUGAUACAAAAAUACCCACGGUAUUAUAUGAAGACACUGCUGCAUGCAUAGCUCAAUUAAAAGGAGGCUUCAUAAAAUGAGAUAGAACGAAACACAUUUCACCAAAGUUAUUCUUCACACAUGAUCUCCAGAAGAAUGGUGAUAUUGAUGUGCAACAAAAUCUGUUCAAGUGACAAUCCUGCAGAUCUGUUCACCAAAUCUUUGUCAACUUCAACUUUUGAGAAGAUGAUAUUAAAGAUUGGAAUGCGAAGACUCCGACAUCUGAAUUUUGAUCUUCAUCAGGGGAAGUGAAAUACGUGUGGUACUCUUUUUCCCUUAACCAAGAUUUUGUCCCAUUGAGUUUUCUUGGUAAGGUUUUUAAUGAGGCAGCUCUCAAAGUGUAUUACUAGAUAUGUGUACUCUUUUUUCUUCAUUAGGGCUUUUUCCCACAAAGCUUUUCCUAAUAAGGUUUUAACGAAGCACACCAUCUAUUAAUGAACAUCCAAGGGUGAGUGUUGUAAAUAUCAUCUUUUGUUUGUCCAUUAACUUGGAGGCAACGUAAACUUGAUAACCAAGUUUAUAUCAUUAUCUUGGUGACCAAGUUUGUUACUUGGCCACCAAGUACCUUUUGCAACUAUAUAUAGUAAGUCAUUUGUAUAAGAUGAGAAAGAUAUACACAAUCAGUUUCUCCCUAUAUACUUCUCUCUGGUGUAUUUACUUUAUAACGUUUAUUUUAUAACACAUAUAAACUUGUAGCAUCAGUUGAAUGGAUUAGCAGUGGCAUCUCCAUGUUGAACAGGUAAAAUAUAAGUACUGGAAAACUGCACGUCCCUGCACCAAGUACAUACCCUUGUGGCCACCAAGUAUCCAACCUGCCUACCAACAAAAACUACAAAGCUAGAGCUCAGCAUAAUCGCACAUAAAGAUACCAAUACUUCAGCAUACGAUUAAAUCGGUAAUCGGUUACAUGGUACUGAAUCCAAAUCUGUUAUAAAGACACCAUCAACUACCAGGUACUCAAUGUCUUCGGUUAAUCUACAUCAAAAUGGGGGGAAAAGAACAAAA